This is a messenger RNA of Diospyros lotus (date-plum), 707 nucleotides long. Its product is annotated as 60S ribosomal protein L36-2-like. The transcript is spliced from 4 exons. The record is from RefSeq and is a predicted model, not a curated record. Gene Ontology annotation, biological process: cytoplasmic translation. Lineage: Eukaryota; Viridiplantae; Streptophyta; Magnoliopsida; Ericales; Ebenaceae. Gene Ontology annotation, cellular component: cytosolic large ribosomal subunit; ribosome. The coding region runs from base 127 to 459 and encodes 110 amino acids. Gene Ontology annotation, molecular function: structural constituent of ribosome.
CCUCAACUUUCCUCCGUAAUCUCCGCGGAACCCCAAGAGACGCGAUAUAAAAUCGCAGCAAACAACUGAAACCCUAAUGCUUCAGUCCGCUCCCAUCUUCGCAGGUCGUCGCGCAUAUCGAAGGUUAUGGCUCCAAAACAGCCAAAUACUGGGCUCUUUGUGGGGUUGAACAAAGGCCAUGUCGUGACCAAGAAAGAAUUGGCUCCUCGUCCAUCUGAUAGGAAAGGGAAAACUAGCAAAAGAAUCCACUUUGUGAGGAGCCUGAUCAGAGAAGUUGCGGGCUUUGCGCCAUAUGAGAAGAGAAUUACUGAGCUUCUUAAGGUUGGAAAAGACAAGCGUGCACUGAAAGUGGCAAAAAGAAAGCUGGGUACUCACAAGAGAGCCAAGAAGAAGCGUGAGGAGAUGUCUAACGUCCUCCGCAAGAUGAGGUCUGGUGGAGGUGGGGAGAAAAAGAAGUGAAGCAUCCACAUGCUAGGUUUUGGUGUCAUCCAAAUGGAAACAUGAAAUUCACCUUUUGCUUCCCAACUUAGAAGCGUGAAAUAUUAUUUCACGUUUCUUUUCCUUUUUUGUUGGUUUAAGACUUAUAUUCAUAGACACUGGUGACGUCGAGUAAAAAUGGGAGAUUAUCUCAUUUGAGCUAUUAGCAAUUAGUUUUGGUGUAGCUUUUCUGUUGCAGCGGAAUGAAAUUAUUGUUAUUGGUGAUUUUA